Messenger RNA from Aspergillus melleus, 705 nucleotides. RefSeq lists its product as uncharacterized. Bases 1 to 705 code for a protein of 234 amino acids. NCBI's taxonomy places the organism in Eukaryota, Fungi, Ascomycota, Eurotiomycetes, Eurotiales, Aspergillaceae. The transcript has a single exon. The record is from RefSeq and is a predicted model, not a curated record.
AUGCGCGGUUUAGAUGCGUACAACGAAUGGAACGACACAAAUUUCCGGAGAGCCGAGAAAAUGUGGACCACUGCUGCACUGCUUUCUGAUCUCGGCCUAAGUCCAAUGUACGGUCAUCAUCCCUUCCAGCACCAGCAGAGAUUCUUAGCCCAGGACCCAGAGGGUGAAGAGUCCUCGCGGGCAGCCUGGACCUUUCCAGAUGAGACGCCGCUACCAACCUUUCGGUCGUUUGAUCUGCCUCCAGGACGGGAUACGACUCGUUCUUCACCAGUCUGGACCCCACCCUCUCCUUCACCGCAAACCGAAUCAGCAAAAGCCUGGUGUCUUAGCAUAGACUACCGCUCAUGGUUACCUCGACAUACGGACAUUUUUCAGCGCUCAAGCACAAGUGUCAGUCUGAACCGCGAACCAUCCUCUUAUAGCUUUGUGAACUUCAAACAAUGGCGACGGCUGGGGUUGGUCAUCUGGGAUGCGUGGCGCAUGCAUCGCAUUGGACUGUUUGAAGGACCCCCUCGGAGACCUGACGAAGUAAUCCCAACUCCGGAUGGGGGAUUCCUGCCUGUCCUGCCUAGAGACCCGGAAGAAAGGACAAGGAUCCCGCGCGUUGAUUAUCCGGCGCGCUGGUUGACACUCAUAGGAGAGAAGCCGCCGUAUGAACGCCGACGGGGCAUGAUUGGUGGUCGUUGGGUGGACUAUAUUCCGUGA